AUGGCUCAUCAUCUUACUCCAGAAGAUGGCUUAAAAUCAUCAAAUACUCAUCAAUCAAUUAUUCAAGAUCAAAUUCAUCAAAUUAUUACACCACCUCCUUCUGUUAAACAAUCAACAAUCUCUUCAAUAAAUUCAAAUAAUUGUGAUAGAUCUACAAAAGCUGAAAUUGCAAAUAAAUUUGUUUCAGAAGCUUCAGUUUUCAUUUUAUCAUUAUGGAAAAAUCCAAAUGUUUCAAAUGUUGAUUCUUUAUUUAAUAAUAAUUUAAUUAAUCAAAGAGAUUAUGAAAGAUUUACAAGAGAAGUUAUGAAACGUUCAAGAUGUUCAUUAGCUGCUUUACAAAUUUCAAUGUAUUAUUUAUUUAAAUUACAAACAAAAAUUAAAAAUAGAUUUAUUUCAAAUAAUAAAUCAUUAUUCUGCCCAAAGAAGACUUUUUUAAUUUGUUUAAUUUUAUCAUUUAAAUUUAAUUAUGAUUCAAAUUAUACAUUUAAAUCUUGGUCAAAAGUUUCAGGUUUAUCAAUUAAAGAUUUAAAAAAUUUAGAAUUUGAAAUUUUAAAAGAGUUAGAUUAUAAUUUAAAUUGCUUUGGUGAUUGUUUUACUAAAUGGGAAUCAUUAUUAUCACAAGCUUUAGCUAAAAUUGAAAAAAUUAUUGCUCAAAAAUCUUUAAUUGAAUCAUCAAGUAUUGCUUUAUCUAAAAAAAGAAAUUUUAAUGAACAUGAACAAUUUGGUAAUUAUAAAAAAGUUAGAGUAUAG
This is a messenger RNA of Hansenula ciferrii, 750 nucleotides long. RefSeq names its product Pcl5p (gene PCL5). Gene Ontology annotation, biological process: regulation of cyclin-dependent protein serine/threonine kinase activity. The transcript has a single exon. Gene Ontology annotation, cellular component: cyclin-dependent protein kinase holoenzyme complex; nucleus. Gene Ontology annotation, molecular function: protein kinase binding; cyclin-dependent protein serine/threonine kinase regulator activity. The coding region runs from base 1 to 750 and encodes 249 amino acids. NCBI's taxonomy places the organism in Eukaryota, Fungi, Ascomycota, Saccharomycetes, Phaffomycetales, Wickerhamomycetaceae. The record is from RefSeq and is a predicted model, not a curated record.